Rhodamnia argentea is the source of this 2838-nucleotide messenger RNA. RefSeq names its product linoleate 13S-lipoxygenase 2-1, chloroplastic-like. The transcript is spliced from 9 exons. Lineage: Eukaryota; Viridiplantae; Streptophyta; Magnoliopsida; Myrtales; Myrtaceae. Gene Ontology annotation, molecular function: oxidoreductase activity, acting on single donors with incorporation of molecular oxygen, incorporation of two atoms of oxygen; protein binding; metal ion binding. Gene Ontology annotation, biological process: lipid oxidation. Bases 91 to 2790 code for a protein of 899 amino acids. The record is from RefSeq and is a predicted model, not a curated record.
AGUCCCGAUAACCAUUGCUUUUAAGCACUUGUUGUCCGCACCAUUCUCUCUUUCAAGAGCAAACCAGAAACGAUCACCACCACCAUCAUCAUGUUGGAGCCACAGCUUCCUCAAUCCCCACCUGCCUCCCCAACCUUGGUCCCAUUAACCAAGCCAUCUAGCCAAGGCAAUGGCGGUGAGAUCAAAGAGGUUGCUAGCCUGGCCGCUCCCGCACCCCAAAAGAGCCCUAGAAGCGCUCGACCGGGUGAGAUCAAAGAGGUUGCCAGCCCUGCCACUAUGGAGAAGUCGUUGUCCGUCAAAGCGGUAGUGACCGUGAAAUCCAGCGCCGGUGGGUUGUUCUCGGAAAUCGGGAUACUCGGAGGGCUCGAUAUGAUUACUGAUCUGGUGAGGAGAACACUCCUCUUGGAGCUUGUUAGUGCAGAGGUUGACCCUAAGACGGGACAAGAGAAGGGCACAAUCAAAGGGUACGCGCACAAGAAGAGCCAAAGUACGGAGGAGGCGACAUACGAGCACAAGUUCGAGGUCGGAGAGGAGUUCGGGGAGGUCGGGGCGAUUCUCGUUGAGAAUAAGCACCACAAGGAGAUGUACCUCAAGGACAUCGUCCUCGAAGGGUUCGUAGGCGGUCCAGUUAACAUCACAUGCAACUCAUGGGUUCACUCCAAGUUUGACAACCCACAGAAGAGGGUCUUCUUCACCAAUAAGUGCUAUUUACCGACGGAAACGCCGAGCGGGCUAAGGAGACUGAGAGAGGAAGAGCUGGUGAUCCUGCGUGGGGACGGCCAAGGCGAGAGAAAGUCGUACGAGAGGAUAUACGAUUACGAUGUGUACAACGACCUCGGAGAUCCGGACAGCGGCGUGGAUAAGAAGAGACCGGUGCUUGGUGGCCAAGAGCUUCCGUACCCUAGAAGGUGCCGGACCGGGCGCCCUCGGUGCAAGACCGAUCCACAAUCGGAAUCGAAGAGCAGUAGCAUAUACGUGCCUCGAGAUGAAGAGUUCUCUACAAUAAAGGAAUUGACGUUCUCGGCGAAGACGGUGUAUUCGGUGGUGCAUGCGGUGUUGCCGUCGCUAGAGACGGCAAUAGUCGACACCGACCUGGGGUUCCCCAACUUCACCGCCAUUGAUAAGCUCUUCAAUGAAGUUGGCGACGUGCCCAUGUUGACGAAGCAAGGCUUCCUCAAGGACCUCUUCCCUCGGCUGGUCAAGACCGUCGCCGAUGCCACCGAAGAUGUCUUGCGCUUCGAAACCCCUGAAACCAUGAAGCGAGACAAAUUCUUUUGGUUUAGUGAUGAAGAGUUCGCUCGUCAAACCCUAGCAGGAAUUAACCCUUACACAAUCCAGUUGGUCACGGAAUGGCCCUUGAGAAGCGAGCUCGACCCUAAGAUCUACGGUCCACCCGAAUCGGUCAUCACGACAGAAAUCAUCGAAAGGGAAAUCAAAGGCUUCAUGACAGUUGAUGAGGCCAUAAAGCAAAAGAAGCUGUUCAUGCUAGACUACCACGACCUGCUCCUACCAUACGUGAACAAAGUGAGGCAGCUCAAGGGGACAACCCUCUAUGGGUCGAGGACUCUCUUCUUCUUGACCCCGGAUGAGACGUUGAAGCCACUCGCCAUCGAGCUCACACGGCCGCCCACCGACGACGGGAAGCCGCAAUGGAAGCAGGUGUUCACCCCAUCAUGCCACUCCACUGGCAUGUGGCUUUGGCGGCUCGCCAAGGCCCAUGUCCUCGCCCACGACUCUGGAUACCAUCAGCUCGUCAGCCACUGGUUACGGACUCAUUGUGCUACGGAACCCUACAUAAUAGCGACAAACCGGCAAUUGAGCGAGAUGCACCCGAUCUACAAGUUGUUGCAACCGCACUUCCGGUACACGAUGGAGAUCAAUGCUCUGGCUCGUGGGAAUCUCAUCAACGGCGACGGCAUUAUCGAGACCACCUUCUCUCCCGGCAAGUAUUCCAUGGAGCUCAGCGCUGUCGCCUACGACAAGCAGUGGCAAUUCGACUUACAAGGCUUGCCAAAUGACUUGAUCAGCAGGGGGUUGGCGAUGGAGGACCCGACGGCACCUCACGGCCUCAAGCUAGCGAUCGAAGACUACCCCUUCGCUAACGACGGCCUCCUCUUGUGGGACAUCAUCAAUGAGUGGGUCACGGGCUACGUCAACCACUACUACCCCAACCCGACCCGUAUUGUGUCGGACAUGGAGCUCCAAUCUUGGUGGACCGAGAUCCGGACCGUUGGCCACGGUGACAAGAAAGACUCCCUCGGGUGGCCCGACCUCAAGAGCCCAUCUGACCUCAUCCACAUUAUCACCACCAUCGUUUGGGUCGCCUCCGGCCAUCAUGCUGCCGUCAACUUCGGCCAGUACACCUAUGCCGGCUACUUCCCGAACCGCCCCACCAUUGCCCGAACCAAGAUGCCCGUCGAGGACCCGACCGAAGAAGAGCUCAAGAUCUUCAGGGAUAAGCCUGAGGACACGCUCCUCCAUUGCUUCCCAUCGCAGAUACAGGCGACAAAGGUGAUGGCAGUCCUCGACGUUCUGUCGAACCAUUCACCGGAUGAGGAGUACCUGGGACAAUAUCCAGAACUGGCAUGGAAGGAGGAGCCGGCGAUAAACGUGGCAUUCGAGAGGUUCAAUGAGAGGCUGAAGGAGUUUGACGGCAUCAUCGAUGCGAGGAACACUGACCAAAGUUUUAAGAAUCGGAACGGAGCUGGGAUCGUGCCAUAUGAGCUCUUGAAGCCGUUCUCUGAGCCUGGUGUGACCGGGAAGGGAGUUCCAUACAGCAUUUCCAUUUGAGGAUAGAACAUCUCGUGGCGACGGCAAUGGUGGUCGCAGAUAAAUAAA